Molecule: messenger RNA, 540 nt
Organism: Stylonychia lemnae
Lineage: Eukaryota; Ciliophora; Spirotrichea; Sporadotrichida; Oxytrichidae
Source: the annotation of a GenBank genome assembly
AUGAUUAGAGUUAAAAGAAAAUAAUAAAGCUAGGGGGAAAAUCAAUAUACCUCCCAUAAGAUUGAUGGUCAUAAUGAAAGUAAUAUUGCUAAAGAAAAUAAAUCGAGAAUAAACAAGAAUCUUGAGGAAUCAGAUAAUUUUGAAAGCAAGGAGUAUGUACAUGAUAAAAAUUAUAAUAAUUGUAGUUAGCUAUAAGCAAAUUAACUUAUUAAUAAUUCCAAUGAGUAACAUAUUUUUCACUGCUAGGUACUAACAUAGCAACCAUCAUACAAGUAAAUUUUCUCAAUCAUUAAGGAAAAAAGUAUCGGUACUAAGAAUGCCGAUUUGAAUAAGGAAUCAAAUUAAAAGUCAGAUUUAAAGUUAGAAAUACUCAAAUACUCAGAUAUUUCGAAUAAGUUCAAAGGAAAAAUGGAAAUUAAAUCAGAGAUUUUAAACUUUGAUUCUAAUAGAAUUUAACUAAAUCUUGUGAAUCAGUAAACCAUAACUGAGGUGGCAAGAUCUCUUUUUUAAAAAGUACUAAUUGAAAAUUCAAGAAUAUGA